This is a messenger RNA of Asterias rubens (European starfish), 1173 nucleotides long. RefSeq lists its product as uncharacterized. Bases 1 to 1173 code for a protein of 390 amino acids. Lineage: Eukaryota; Metazoa; Echinodermata; Asteroidea; Forcipulatida; Asteriidae. The record is from RefSeq and is a predicted model, not a curated record. The transcript has a single exon. Gene Ontology annotation, molecular function: catalytic activity.
AUGGACAUUGUGUUUGUCACUGAGACAUGGAUGUCACCCAGUCACACUGACACUAUUUCUUCUUGCAUAUCCGGUUACACAAGUAUUCGGCGUGAUCGAGACAGUCGAGGCGGUGGCAUUAUGAUAACAGUCAAUGAUCAAUUACAACCAGUCCACCUUGAUCAGUUUGACUCUAUGGACAUUGAACUUACUUGGGUGUCCUUGACUUUUAAGAAUUCCAAAUGGCUGGUUGGUCUUCUCUACAGACCUCCUAACUCAGACAUCGCAUUUUUUGACAAGCUGCAGAAUGCAUGUGAUUCAGUUCAACCUCAUCUUCAUAACUACGAAGGUGUUAUUCUACUUGGAGAUUUCAAUAUAAAUUGGCAGCAUGAUUCUGCAUCUACUGCGCAUCUUCAAGAAAUCGCUAACUCUCUAGAACUCACACAGAUAGUUAACGAUGUAACGCGACCUUCAAACAAUUCGUCCUCAUCAGGGUCCACAAUUGACCUCAUAUUUACAAAUCGGCCAGAAAAGUUUGCCCAAGUGGAGUCCUUUGCAAAUCCAGUCAGCAGUGACCACCAUGCUGUACACUUUACAUUCAGUGCACACAAAGCCCCUCCACCACCAGCAGUCGUCCGAUCAUAUCUUCAAUACAGGAAAGCUGACAUGACUCAUUUGGAAACUCUUCUACACCUUGCACCAUGGUCAGCCUUCAUGGAUGAUGCUGAUCCCAAUGCAUCGUGGGAAGGCUUUCUGGAUAUCCUGCAUGCUGCCAUUCGUGACAGCAUACCAACUAAACAGCGCUGUCGUAAUAAAGCCUCUCCAUGGAUAACCCAUGAACUGAAAAAGCUGAUUCACCUAAAGCACAAACUGUUCUCAAAAGCCAAACACUCCGGCUCCAGUUUGGCAUGGCUCCAUUACAAACAAAUACGCAAUAAAGUGAAAUAUUCAACAAAAUCAGCCUACUGGAAGUAUGUCAACGGUCUUUUUGCAAAAAAAGACAACAAGCGCAGCUUUUGGUGUUUUGUCAGAGACCAGCGAAAAUCUAAAUGUCCACCAACCUUUCAACAUGCUGACCAACUUCUUCACAAGCCUAGUGCCAUCGCUCAGGCAUUCAACGAAUUUUUUACUUCAGUUCAUUCUCCUUACCGAUUCCUGAACUACCGCCAAUUCAAAUUGAACUCGGAUGGCUGA